Molecule: messenger RNA, 1026 nt
Organism: Adineta steineri
Lineage: Eukaryota; Metazoa; Rotifera; Eurotatoria; Adinetida; Adinetidae
Source: the annotation of a GenBank genome assembly
AUGUCGAUUACAUUUAAAAAGAAAAUUUCAUCAACAUCAAAUAUUCGUUUACCACCAGGUACACGAUUAAAUUCAAAUGGGACAUUAUUAUUAACAUCAACUGGUAUAUCAUCACUUGAUACAUUUAUUGGAGGUGGUUUACCUAUCGGUUCACUUUUACUUAUAUAUGAAGAUAAAAAUUCCAAUUUAUCCGAUUCAAUAUUACGUUGUUAUUUAUCGGAAGGAAUUUAUAAUAAACAUGAUUUAUGUAUAUCAGCUUUACGAAAUGAUCCAACAGAAAAUCUUCCGACAAAAGAAGAAAAUCUUUCGUCAACUGAGAAUCGUUUAGAUGAUGAAAAUGAAAAAAUGAAAAUAGCUUGGCGUUAUGAAAAUCUAUCAACAAUUGAUUCAUCAUCAACUUCAAAUAUUCAUUAUGAUUUACAAAGUACAAAACCUAUUCCGAAUGAUUUGAUCGAACAAAUAAAAAUUCAUAAAAUAACAUGGAAUGAUUAUCAACAAUCACAAUCAACAUUAUCCUAUCGUAAUUAUUUAUUAAAAAGUCUUCAAAAACUUUUAACAAAUGAUUAUUCAUCUCAACAAACUGAAAAACGUAUACUUCGUAUUGGUAUUCAAUCAUUAUCAUUAUCUCUAUUCGAUGAUAAAACAUCAAAUCAUACUGAUGAAUUAUUUGCAUUUUUAUAUCAUCUAAGAAUAUUAUUACGUACAUCAUUAGCAACAUGUAUAAUAACAUUAAAUGAAAAAUCGAAAUUAUUUGAAACAUUAGCUGAUAUUGUUUUUGAAUUAAAAAUAUCAAAUUUAAUUCAUAAUGAUUAUGUUGCUUUUUGUCAAUUAAUUAAAUUACCAAGAUUAAAUACAAUACAACCAUUUAUACCUGAUACAUGGGAUAUUGGAAUAAAAUUAAUUAAACAUCGAAAAAAUCUUGUUUUUGAAAAAUAUUCUAUUCCACCUGAUCUAAGCGAGGAUGCAAGUCGUGAUGAUAAAAAUAAAUCAUUGACAUGUACACCAUCGAAACAAUUAGAUUUUUAA